Molecule: messenger RNA, 3354 nt
Organism: Gossypium arboreum
Lineage: Eukaryota; Viridiplantae; Streptophyta; Magnoliopsida; Malvales; Malvaceae
Product: exocyst complex component EXO84B-like
Exons: 7
Coding region: 305-3103 (932 amino acids)
Biological process (GO): intracellular protein localization; Golgi to plasma membrane transport; exocytosis
Cellular component (GO): exocyst
Source: RefSeq, a predicted model, not a curated record
AUCAUUACUCGAACCCGAUCAGAACUAGACUUUACUGGAAACGGCAGCAUUUAAUGUUUAGCUAACAACAAUAGCCGGUGCUAAAAACAAAGAAACAGAAUUUAAAAAAAAACAACUGAAAUAUUAAGUUUAAAGCGGUGAAGAAACCGAAGCUGACUCUUCCCUGUCUCUCGACGGCAAUGGGCACAAAACGACGUCACAAAGCUCCAAGCGUCACACUUCUGCCAGUCUUUGAGACAGCUUUUAUUUUCUUCACGCCAUUUGGAAUUGAAAUCACGUUUUCUUUGACGUUAAAUCAAUUUCUAUGGAAUCUUCUUCAACCUCCGCCACUAGAUUCCGGUUCCGAGAACAAAAUCGACAGCAGAUAGAGGAUGCCGCCGAUUCCGAAACCAGCUCCGGCAUGUCCUCCGUCUCCAGCGACCUCAACAGCGAAAACGAGCUCCAGUCCAUGACUGGAAAGGGAAUUAAGCAUCUUUGUUCGGAGCUUCUUGAGCUAAAGACGGAAUCUGACGAAGAUUUCCACACGAAUAUUUUCUCUAAUUAUUCAUCAUUUGUUAGAAUAUUUGAUGAAGUAAGAGGUAUGGAAAAUGAACUGAUGCAAUUAAAAGGCCAAGUUUUGACACAAAAGAAGCUUGUAAAGGACCUUAUAGAUGGAAUUCAUUUAAAAGUUUUAUCAGAGGAAACAAUUGAUUCAGUUAUUCAAGAAUCUGAAUUUUCUGAACCAACUCCUCAAAGUCAGUUGGCUGUUCAUAUCAACAGCAUUUCAGAAACAUUGGAUAUUCUUAUGAUAGAAAAUAGGAUGGAUGAAGCAAUAGCUAUUAUACAAAGGGAAGAUGAUAAUUUGCAAAGGAUGCAAUUUGAAGACAAUUCUCCUGUGGACUUGUUACUAUUGUAUAAUUCAGCGAUUGCUGAGAAAAAGGCAAUGCUUACUUUACAGCUAACACUGUCGGCUGAAAACACGAGAAUAUCUGCUGCUGAACUUCAGAAAGUGUUAGUUGGAAUUUGUAAACUUGGUGACAGUCAUCUUGCAACUCAAUUGUUGCUUAAGUAUUACCGUUUGCGACUUGCAACUGGAAGGCAUCAUCUUCAGAGUUCACAAUCCUUUUUAGAUGGCUUAUAUGUUAAGAAUCUUGCAAAGUUUGUGUUUUCUAUGAUUUCUCAAGCAGCAAGGAGCUUUAUGAUGUUAUAUGGAGAAAAUUCUCCCCAGGCUUCAGAACUUCUUCAAUGGGCUCGGGAAGAAACCAAAUUGUUCGUUGCUUCAUUUAAUAAAUAUGUAAGGUCCAGUUCUGAUGUAACUGAAGGGUUAUCAAAAGCUGUGGAAGCCAUGCAGUUUGCAAUGUCAUAUUGCUCCUUGUUAAAAUCUCAAAGACUAUUCCUCAAGCCAUAUUUGAUCAAGCAUAUUCGUUCUUGUAUGGAAGAGGUUUUACUGAUACACAAAGACCAUUUUAAGAAAGUUAUCAGUAUGUUCACGGCAACUGAUGAUUGGGUUUUGGGUAGAUAUCUUAUCUCAGGAAUUUUAAGUGAAGGCAAUUAUAUGGUUGCUGGUCAACGGCCAGAAUAUUGUAUACUCACUAGCAGCGGCCGGAAGUUCAUAACACUAUCGCAGGCUAUCAUAGCAGACGUCACCCCCUUACUUGCCAUUCAAAUGGAAGGUUCUAUCCUUAAAGGACUCAUGAAUCUCUUCACAGAGUACAUAGCCAUUCUAGAGAAAGCAAUUACCUUCGAAACACAUGUUUCUGAAAAGGGUUCUAGAAGAAAUUUAGCAAAGUCAUUGCCACAACAGCUUUCUGUGCUGGCUAAUUUAUCAACACUACAGCUUUUCUUCUUCAAGAUUGUUAGAAGUUUCUUAAGGGGUCCUGGUCACCUGAAUUCUAAGCUAGGGAAGAAAAACUCAAUUGAUUUUCUACAAAAGGAACUUGAUGGUUGUAUACUGUUCAUUCAAGAGGCUGUUGCUAAGCUCAGAGCUCAUUUCUGCCAGCAAUUUAUAAAUAGAAUGAUGUCCCCUGAAACUGGAUCUAAACUUAUUGUAGAAACUUGCAGUGAUAACCAACAAGAGCCUAGCAAUUUUCAAGGUGCAAUGCCCUCUGCUGCUUUUCAGGUACUAUUUUUAGAACUAAGAAAAGUUGAUAAAAUUGAUGAAGACAACGUCGUUGAAGAGGAUUGGUUGAUGGAGCUAUUAAGGGAGUUGAUAGCGGCUAUAUUCUCUUGGAUUGUGAACAACAAAGAGAUUUGGAGAAAUACACAAGAGGAUUCACCUGUUCAGCUUUCUGACAUUAUCAGUCAGUUUGUCUUGGACAUGCAUUUUCUGGUGGAAAUCGUGAAGUAUGGAGGAUACUUCUCCAAGAAACCCUUGGUUCUCCAAAGCCUUGUUGAUACAGCGUUUACUUCUGCUGGACUUGAUCCUGAGAGAGAUUUUGAUGGUGACGGAUGGGCUAGAAAUGCUGCAAAUGAAGCAAUGCAAAAGCUACUGGAGAUUGAGAAGAUGCAAUUGAUUUCUAAAGGUGAUUCCACUGAUGGUUUGGAGGAGGAACCAUGUGAAAAUGAGGCAAAUGACCCUGUUCUAGAUGAAAGUACAAGUACUAUGACUGAUUCUCUAGUAGUGUUGGAUGAGGAUUCACCAACCAUGGACGCAGUUGAAAGUAGAAGUACUAUGAAGGAUUCUCUAGUGGUGUUGGAUGAGGAUUCACCAACCAUGGAUGCAGUUGAAGUUGCCAUUACAAUAGAAACAGCAAUGAAAGCAGAAAUCCCUCCUGAAGUUUCAGUAUCUCUUGCUGACGUGUAUGAUUUUCCUGCAGUUGGAUUAGAAGAUGUGGAUGCCGGGAGCGGCACUACCAAAGCAGCCGGUGAACUUUAUUUACCGGAGAAAACUGAUCUGCCAGAUCCGUUCUCAUCUGAUGAUACGAGUGAUGCUUCGGAGCUUAGUGUUCCAGUAAAGGAGGAUGCUGGCAGUGAGGCCGAUGCCAUUGAUUCUAAUGUCAAUGAGCUAGAAUCCAUUUCAGAGCUAAGUCUCCCAGUUAAGGAGGAUGCUGACAGUAAUGCUGAUGCCACUGCUUCUGCCAUUACUGAUCCAGACGGUGAUGGAAAGGUAGUUGACAGAGUUUGAAGUUGCUUCUGCAAUAGCGAAAAGCCAUUGAAAGAAGCACCCUGGGGGAAUACCUCAUACCAUAAACAAAGUGGUCACAGGGAAAUGAUAUAUGUGAAAAUCAUUCAUCUGGAAGAAAACCCAUUUUUGUUUUGCCAUAACAGAAUGUAAGAUACAGAGGAUUUUACUUGAUGAGAUUUUUGAAGGACAUACUUGAUUCAACAGAAAUAAUAAUUUAUACUGUGGAUAGCAAUGCAAGUUUGAAUUAUUAA